Chlamydomonas reinhardtii is the source of this 3827-nucleotide messenger RNA. RefSeq lists its product as uncharacterized. The record is from RefSeq and is a predicted model, not a curated record. The coding region runs from base 167 to 3166 and encodes 999 amino acids. NCBI's taxonomy places the organism in Eukaryota, Viridiplantae, Chlorophyta, Chlorophyceae, Chlamydomonadales, Chlamydomonadaceae. Gene Ontology annotation, molecular function: DNA binding. The transcript is spliced from 7 exons.
CAGUGCGCAAAUACGCAUGAAUAGGAAUAUAAGUACAAAGUGGUCGCUAUGAGGGCCUUAGCGUGAGGGCACAGCGUCAAGGCCUUCACUUCGGUCGCAACGGGGAGCGGAACCGCUAUUCCAUAUUAAAAGCUUCCAACUGCGGUGCUUACUUGCAUUGACAGCCAUGCCCGCAACCAAGAGCGCGCCUCGCGAUGAUUUGCCGUUGGGACGGCACCAGGUAGCAGGCGCGGCUGGGGCGGUGGUGAGGCGCUUGCCAGUCUCAGCCAAGGAGGCUUCCCAGCCCGGGGCCAGGCGCACAAUGGCUCCGCCGCACCGCAAGGAUAGCAGCUCGCCUGAGGGCGGCACCGAGACCACCAACGCAUCCAGCAGCGAUGAUGACGACGAUGACGCGUCCGACAAGUCGGAUGAUGACGACUCGGUUGAUGAGGAUGAGGCGGUCGAGGAGGACGAGGACGAAGACGAGGACGAGGAUGAGGAUGAGGAACCUGAGGAGCCCGAACGCGGCCAGCAGGAGCAGCAGGCUGCGAGAGGCGUCAGCCCUGGCGGACAACAGGGCGACGAGACCGAGGUUUCUGACGACGACAGUUUCGACUCGGACAGCGAUGACGAGGACGAGUCGGAGGAUGAGAGCAGCGAGGAGGAGGACAGUGAGGAGUCAGGCGGCAAAAGUCAGAAGGGCGGGCAGGCCGCCGCAGCGGCUGUGGCCUCGCCCGCGCCGAGGCGGGCGCCCAGCGCCGGAGCCCGGACUGCCUCGGCAGCUGGGCCCUCGCAGCAGGCGGGCGUAGGCACCGCCGCCGCCGCCGCCACCGCUGUGGAGCGGCUGCUGCAGGGAGCGGCCGCGGCGGCACCAGCGGCGGCGCCGGCAUCGCGUGGCGGCACGCGUGCUCCUGCUGCAGGCGCGCAGCCCGCUGCCGCCGUCACGACGGCGACCGCCGCGCCAGCCGGCGCCGCCGGAGCGGCCUCUGGCGGUAGCAAGUACGGCACAGCAAUGGAGGCAGAAGACAGCAGUGCUGACGAGGACGCGGAGGACGACGACGACGAUGAUGACGCUGCGCAGACGCCGCCGCCGGGCAGUGGUCAGGGGCGAGGCCGCGGCCGGGGCCGCGGCCGGGGCCGUGGGCGCGGCGCCCUCGCUGCAGCAUCCGGCAGCGAAGGCGCCGAAGGCGCCGAUGGUGAAGGCGACGCGCCUGCGUCCGGCCGUGGCCGUGGGCGGGGCCGUGGACGUGGGCGGGGCCGCGGCCGUGGGCGCGGCCGCGGCAGGGGCCGGGCGGGCGGCAGCGACGAUGAUGAUGAUGGCUCAUCUUCUUCGGCGUCAGACGACGAGGAGGACGGGGACGGGGACGGCAUGGACGUGGAGGAGCAGCAGCAGGCCGGCGGUCAGGGCGACGGCGGUGGCAACGAGGACGCGGAGAUGGGCGACGCAGGAGCACACGACGACGGCGCCGGUAACUCACUGGGCCGCGGGCGCGGUCGUGGGCGCGGCCGCGGCAGGGGUCGGGGCCGAGGGCGCGGCGCCGCCGCGGCAGCCGCACCAGCAGCCGGCACGGGCACCGGGCGUGGGCGGGGCCGGGGGCGCGGCCGGGGGCGGGGCCGUGGCGCAGGUGCUUCCUCCGGUGAUGACGACGACGAUGACAGCAGCAGCAGCGGUGUCAUCACCAUUGAGGAUGACGACGAGGCGAAGCAGCAGCAGGAGCAGGAUGGGGCGGAGGCUGGCGGCAGUGAGGCCGUGGUGGCCGGCCGCGGCCGCGGCCGUGGACGUGGUCGUGGCAGGGGCAGGGGGCGCUCUGCGGCCGCCAUCGUCCCAGUCGCUGCUGAAAGCACUGGCCGAGGCCGGGGCCGGGGGCGCGGCCGGGGGCGGGGCCGCUCAACCGCCCUCGUGGAGGCCGACGCUGCUGUUACCACGGGUCGGGGCCGGGGACGCGGGCGCGGAAGGGGCCGAGGCCGGGGCGCUGCGGGUGCGGACGCAGGCGCUGGGGAAGCCGCUGCCGGCGCGCCCGGCAGCAGCCGCAAGCGCACCCGCUCGGCGUCGGCGGCUGAGGAGCACGGCGGGGAGGAGGACGAGGAGGGCGAUGAUGACAAUGACGUGAUGGAGCAGGACGAGGAGGAGCAGCAGCAGCAGGGCGGCGCGGCCGGCGUGGCCGUAGCAGCGGAUGAAGAGGACGGGGAGGACAGCGAGGAGGGCGGCGAGGAGGAGGACACAGGCUCGCCGGGCGCAGGCCGGGGCCGCGGGCGUGGACGCGGCCGCGGCCGUGGCCGGGGGCGGGGCCGCGGGCGAGGCGCGGCUGCUGUGGCGGCGGCCGCGGAUCUUGGACAGGUGGCGCUGGCGGAGGGCGCCACCGGUCGCGGCCGGGGCCGGGGUCGAGGGCGGGGCCGCGGCCGCGGCGCGGCGGCGGCACCAGCCGAGGCGGCCGCUGGCGCCGGCGGCGCGCCGACGCCGAAGCGCCAGCGCACCGCCCGCAGCACCGGCACCGGCGACGAGCAGCACGCGGCAGCUGCAGCUGCAGGCGCAGGCGGCUGGCAGGCAGGCAUGAGUGAUAUGGGCGGCUCACCGGGAGACAUGGCGGAGGCCGGCGGGGCGGGGGCCGGCGGCGCGGCUGGUGGGCUGGGCAGCCCCGCCUAUGGCACUGGAACCACGGCGGGGCCGGGUGCAGCGGCCGGGCGGGGCCACGGGUUGGGCACCGGCGGCCGCGGCCGCGGACGAGGCCGUGGUCGUGGACGUGGCGCCACCGCCAGCGGCGGAGCAGCAGGAGCGGUUGGGUCACAAUCGCCACCCCUUCGGGCGGUUAAUCGGACUGCUGCUGAGGCAGCGGCUGGUGCGGGCGCGGCGGCGGCGGCGGCGGCUGGCGGCGCGGCAGGGCCUGCCGCAGGCAACGCAGCGGGGACGGCUGGGCCGGGGGCGGCGGCGGCGGCGGGAGGUGGGGUUCAGGAGGGCGUGGCGGCGGCCCAGGCGGCAGUUGAGGACGCGGUGAACGGCGGCGACAUGACGGAGCGGGUCGCCGGGGUGUGGUCCGAGCUGAUCGGCGCGUUCAAGGUGACGCAGGAGUCGAUGCGGCUGGCGCAGGUGGCGCACACCAACGCGCAGCAAAUCUUCGAGCGCGACCAGAUGGAGGCGCGGCGGUGGCUGACCAAGGCGCUGGACCACCUAAAAAAUCGGGAGUACUGAGAAGUGGUGGAUCGGGCCCAUUGGGAUGGAGUGCGGCAAGCUGGACAACCGGGACUGCUGAGUCGUUACCUGUGCGCCAUGCCCAAUCAGCGAACUGCUGUGUCCGCUGCCGGGGGAGUGCGGGUUGGUCUGUGCGCCACUACCGGGAUGGGUGUGGUGCUGACGCGUGGCAUUUGAUUGGGCGGCGGCGGCAGGGGAGAGGGGAUGGAAGGGACAAGAUACCGUAUUGUGUGCGGCUGUCAGCUGUCAGGGUUGGUGUGCUGAGUCAGCACUGCUGACCUGGAUGCAUGACGGCGUGCUGCACUGCGGUGUAGUAGCGGCCAGGGAGUCGGAGCCGCGGACGGAUCAUGCGUGACGCUGUUGAUGGAGCGAUUGGUAUACUGCUCAGGACGCAGGGUACUGUUUGGCAAGACGGUGGCGUCACGUGGUGCUUCUGCACGGUACAUUUCGUGAUGGCGAGCUGGGGCGACGGCGGCGGCGAGUGGGGCUGAAUGGUUGAUGCGCGUGCACGCUGCACCUGCGCAAUGCCUGCGUGUGCACGGAGUUGUGUGCAGGCAUGGUUGGAUGUGUGCCGCAUGCUGAGGGGUUCUGUACAUGAAACUAUGGUAACAUUGUGGCACACACCUACGGUAUGCAAGGUUGCCCUAAACCGCACUAUCCU